AGCGUGAUUUCAGUCCCAGGGAGGGAGAGGUAGAACACCAAUUACAAACCACAGGCUUCCUCCUCUCGGGAGUUUAUCCUGAAUUGUCUUUCUGGAAGGGAAGCACUCGAAUCCUUCAGAACUUCCUAAGUCUGUCCAUGGUUCAGAGAUACUGCUUUCUACCUCUGGGAUUUUCUGUGUUCCUAGUAGUGAAUUGUUGCUGAUGUGUUUGCUACUUUGCUUCUUUUCUCUCUCAGGAUUUGAUCAUUUGAUACGCUGUUCGUGGAAAAAAAUAACUUUUAUUAGACAGGAGAUUUCAGAAAUAAUUUUGGAUCCUCUAUAAGUAUUUUUAGAGUUCUUAGGGACAGUAGCUUUAACCCGGGAGUAAAAAUCUGCCUUUGACCUGCGUGGAUUAUUUUUUCAGGCCGCGGAAUUUCUCGGCACCUACCUGCAGUGUGGGGAGCUUGGUUUGGUUGCAGAGUAAGAAGGUGGAAGGAAGAAUGAGCUGUACUUGGUUAAGCAGUUGAAACCUUUUUUGAGCAGGAUCUAUAAAAGCAUAAGUGAAUUUGUUUCAACCCCGUGGAUUCCAGUGGCCCCGACAGCGCAACAGUGGCUCAGCGACUUGAUGCAUAUGGAAGACCAGCACCAAGGGAUCUGAUAUAAUAAAAAUUCAGGAUGUGACAUUCAACCUCAAGCAAAGUUGCAAAUUCCAAAGAGAAGUGGUGAUAUUUUUACUAAUCAUAGUGAAGAUGGGAGAAAAUGACAUACCUGCAGCAGAAGUGGGCUGAAAACACCCUCUUUCUUCCCUGCCAGAUCAGCAAUGCCACCUGUUCUUGGGAAUGUAUUUUAGAGAAAGGAAGGGCCAGAACGGAGUGGCUUUCUGAAACUGAAGCAUAAAUUCCCUUUUCCUUCAUUGGUCUGGAUCUGAGAACCUGCCUCCGGAAUUCGCUCGUGGCAGCAGUAUGUACGGCCGGAGCGCACUGCUGCAGCUGGUAGCAUGAGUGGUGGCCAUCAGCUGCAGCUGGCUGCCCUCUGGCCCUGGCUGCUGAUGGCCACCCUGCAGGCAGGUGUUGGACCCACAGGACUGGUACUGGCAGCAGCAGUGGAGUCUGAAAGAUCAGCAGAGCAAAGAGCUAUUAUCAGAGUGAUUCCCAUGAAAAAGGACCCUACAGGAAAACUGAAUCUCACUUUGGAAGGUGUGUUUGCUGGCGUUGCUGAGAUAACUCCAGCAGAAGGAAAAUUAAUGCAGUCCCACCCCCUGUACCUGUGCAACGCCAGUGAUGACGACAAUCUGGAGCGUGGAUUCAUCAGCAUCGUCAAGCUGGAGAGUCCUCAACGGGCCCCCCGCCCCUGCCUGUCACUGGCCAGCAAGGCCCAGAUGGCAGGUGAGCGAGGAGCCAGUGCUGUCCUCUUUGACAUCACUGAGGAUCGAGCAGCUGCUGAGCAGCUGCAGCAGCCCCUGGGGCUGACCUGGCCGGUGGUGUUGAUCUGGGGUAAUGAUGCCGAGAAGCUGAUGGAGUUUGUAUAUAAGAACCGCAAGGCCCAUGUGCGGAUUGAGCUGAAGGAGCCCCCAGCCUGGCCAGAUUACGACGUGUGGAUCCUCCUGACGGUGGUGGGCAUCAUCUUUGUGGUCAUCCUGGCUUCAGUGCUUCGCGUCCGGUGCUGCCCCCGCCACAGCAGGCCGGAUCCCCUUCAACAGCAAACAGCCUGGGCCAUCAGCCAGCUGGCCACCAGGAGGUACCGAGCCAGCUGCAGAAGCACCCGGGCUGAGUGGCCAGACUCAGGUAGCAGCUGUAGCUCAGCACCUGUGUGUGCCAUCUGCCUGGAGGAGUUCUCCGAGGGCCAGGAGCUACGGGUCAUUUCCUGUCUCCAUGAAUUCCAUCGUGCCUGUGUGGACCCCUGGCUGCAUCAGCAUCGGACUUGCCCCCUCUGCAUGUUCAACAUCGUAGAGGGAGAUUCAUUUUCCCAGUCCUUGGGACCUUCUCGAUCUUACCAGGAGCCAGGCCGGAGACUCCAUCUCAUUCGCCAGCAUCCAGGCCAUGCCCACUACCACCUCCCUGCUGCCUAUCUGUUGGGCCCUUCCCGGAGUGCAGUGGCUCGGCCUCCACGACCUGGUCCCUUCCUAUCAUCCCAGGAGCCAAGCACAGGUGCUCGGCACCACCGACUCCCCAGAGCUGCACAUCUCCGGGCUCCAGGGGAGCAGCAGCGCCUGUCAGUGGCCCAGCACCCUUGCGCACAGGCCUGGAGGCUGAGCCGCCUCCGAUGCACCUCACAGCACCCCACUGCUUGCCCAGCACCCAUGCGCUGGGCCAGGCCUCACGACAGCAGUGGGUCUGGAGAAAGCUAUUGCACAGAGCGCAGUGGCUACCUGGCAGAUGGGCCAGCCAGUGACUCCAGUUCGGGGCCCUGUCAUGGCUCUUCAAGUGACUCAGUGGUCAACUGCACGGACAUCAGUCUGCAGGGCAUCCACGGCAGCAGUUCUACCUUCCGCAGCAGCCUGAGCAGUGACUUUGACCCCUUGGUAUACUGCAGCCCUGAAGGGGAGCCCCAGGGGGAGGAGACUCAGCCUAAUGUGACCUCUCGGCCCCAUUCUUUGGACUCAGUGGUGCCCACAGGGGAAACCCAGGUUUCCAGCCAUGUCCACUACCACCGCCACCGGCACCACCACUACAAAAAGCGCUUCCAGUGGCAUGGCAGGAAGCCUGGCCCAGAAACUGGGGUCUCCCAGUCCAGGCCUGCCAUUCCUCGGACACAGCCCCAGCCAGAGCCACUGUCCCCCGAUCGACAGGCUGCCAGGUCCAACCCAGCAGCUCCUUCAGGGCAGCUCCCCAACCUGCAGCGGCCCAGGACCCUCACCGAGGCAACCCCAGGCCCAGCUGAUGCCUCUAGCCCCAGUCCCAGCAGCUUCUUCCACUUGCAGAAAUCCAGCCUCCCUGGGCGACACCCACAGAGGAAACGGCGGGGGUUUCCCUCAGAGUCCACCCCAGCCUCUCGGCCCCAGGACUUGACCGCAUACCCAGCUUGCCAGAUUUUUCCCCAUCAUGGCCCUGCGUUAACAUACCACUGGUCCCCGGAGGCACACCCAUUGAUCUUUGGGUCACCAGGCCUGGACAGAAGACUGCUACCAGAACCCCCAGAUCCCUGUUACUCAAGUUCACAGCCAGUGUGGUUGUGUCUGACUCCACGCCAGCCCCUGGGACCGCACCCAUCUGGGGAGGAGCCUUCUAAAUGGAGUUCUGGCACCCCAGAGGGCAGGCCAUGCUCUUACCCACACUGCCAGGUGCUACCAGCCGAGCCUGGCUCGGAGGAGGAGCUUGAGCAGUUGUGUGAACAGGCUGUGUGAGAUGAUCAGGCCUUCGCUCCAUCCAAGAAUGUGCUCCGAAUGGCUUGGGGCCCUCUCUGGCACAGAGUCCUGCUCCUGAGAGAAGAAAGGACCUUGGAAAACACCCCUCUUCUUGCUGUAUUUCCUGGAACCACUGAAAGAGGAGUGGUGAUGGUGGGUGGCAGGAGGUGGUGUUUCCUGCUCCCAGCUCCAAGACCUUGCCUGUGCAGCAUAUCUGCAGUGCAGCAGAUUCGUGUCCAGCCACACAACCAGCUACUGCCUGCGUGGGCAGGCUCCCGUGAAGGUUGUGUUCUGAGAGAAGAAAGCUAGGUGUGGGUAGACAGAUGUUGUUAAGGUGCUGCUCCUUCCUCCAGCCCCAGCAAGUCUUCCUCAUCCCAAGCCUCAUGUUACACUUGCCAGUGGGUCCUGGCUGAAUGCGUGACCCCCUCUCAUCUCCCUCCUUGAGCGAGUCCUCCACACCAGCUUUGGUUCCUCCUCAGUAAGACUGGUGCAUCACCAGCAACACUGGCUUUUAUCAUUUUCCUUCUUAGCCAGAGGUUCAGGGGGCCUGAAAUAGGGGGUGUGGGGCUCUGAAGCUUCUCUAGGCAGUUCCUGCACUGGUACCUGAGGGAGGAUG
Manis pentadactyla (Chinese pangolin) is the source of this 3938-nucleotide messenger RNA. RefSeq names its product ring finger protein 43 (gene RNF43). The record is from RefSeq and is a predicted model, not a curated record. Bases 977 to 3322 code for a protein of 781 amino acids. Gene Ontology annotation, biological process: Wnt receptor catabolic process; ubiquitin-dependent protein catabolic process. The transcript is spliced from 10 exons. Lineage: Eukaryota; Metazoa; Chordata; Mammalia; Pholidota; Manidae. Gene Ontology annotation, molecular function: ubiquitin protein ligase activity; frizzled binding.